UUUAUUACUUUAUCCCAUCUUUUUUUAUCAUGAAGAUAAAAAUCUCCUGAUAAACCUUAACGUUAUUAGCGUUUUUGGCUUUAAGCUUAAUACAUUCAUCGCAAAUGACAUGUAGUUAGCAUGCAACGUCACUGGAAAAUAAAAAAUGCCAUCUAGCUUCUUUUAUACAUAACAAUUUGAACUUAUUUUACUAUCUUUAAAAGUAUCUUCAUUGAAAAUGAAAAAAAAGAAUUAUAAUUAACAGAAAGCAAUAUAGACAAAGACUUAUUGCAUAAUGUGUACAUAUCCUGAUGAAUAUUGUCUUUCCGCGCCUUAUGUAGCAAUUCAAGUUUUUUUGCAGGGUGCAUUUAUACUGAAAACAGGUUCAUUUUGUCAGGUCAGUUUCAUGUCUUUUCGUAACGUACCACAGGUGGAUUCGGAAUUCCAACAGUUUUUACGUGAACAAAUAUUGUAUGCUAAGAAAAACAUCAGUUACCUUAUUUGUCAUGAUUGCAGUAAACUUAACAGAAUGAGUUCCUCUCUACUGGUGGCAGCAAUUGAUUUCGGGACGACAUAUUCAGGCUGGGCGUUCUCCUUAAAAAUGAUUUUGACAAGGAUCCGACGAAAGUGUCUGCAAAGAACUGGAUUGGUGAACAUCUGGCAUCGUCGAAAGCUCCAACAUGUAUCCUCAUAGAUCCUGAUGGAAAAACAUUUGAUUCAUUCGGAUAAUAGGCAGAGACCAAAUAUGCUGAACUGGCUGCUGAGAAGUUACACAAACCAUGGUUCUAUUUUCAGAGGUUUAAGAUGAUGCUGUUUGACAAAAUGAAAAUCAAAAGUCAAACAACUCUAGAAGAUGAGACAGGGAAAACGUUGCCAGCAAAACUUGUAUUUUCACUAGCAAUUAAUUUUCUAAAAAAUGAUCUGCUUGAUGAGUGCCAUAAACAACUAGCUGAUGUUCUCGAAGAAGAUGAUAUUCUGUGGGUACUGACUGUUCCCGCAAUCUGGAACGAUGCCGCUAAGCAAUUUAUGAGAGAAACGGCAGAAGAUGCUGGAAUAAAGAGAUCUAAACUAAUGAUUGCACUUGAACCAGAAGCUGCCUCACUUUAUUGUCGAUAUCUACCUGUUCAGAAAGGCGAUGCAGACUGCUCUUUGGCAUCUUUCAAACCAGGAACGAAGUACAUUGUUUUAGAUGCAGGAGGCGGUACCAUUGACAUUACGGUGCAUCAGGUGAUUGUAGAUGGAAACGUACGAGAGUUACACAAGGCAAGUGGCGGAGCAUGGGGAGGAACAAUGGUUGAUAAAGCAUACGAACAGUUUCUUGUAUCAGUUGCAGGGUCUGCAGUUGUACAAAAAUUCAAGGAAGAUCACAUGGAUGACUUCAUUGACCUUUUCCGGACAUUUGAGGUGACGAAAAGAGAAAUAUCACCUGAGAAAUCAGCUAAGGUAACUUUCCGCCUUCCUCCCUCUUUCACGGACACUUUUCUUGAAAUAACAGGAGGGUCGAUCGCAAAGAAGAUAUCAUCGACAGAGUUUCGAGAUCGUAUAUCGUAUCUCAGCGGAAAAUUAAGAGUUGAUGCCAAUAUAACCCUGGAUUUCUUUCAGAAGUCUGUUGAUAGCAUUGUUCGACAUAUUUCGUCAUUACUUCAAGAUAGUUCAGUACAACCAUGUGAAGCUAUAUUGAUGGUUGGGGGAUUUUCUGAGUCGAAGGUACUACACAAUGCCAUUAAAGACGAGUUUGGUCGUAUGAUGAAAAUAAUCAUUUCAGAGAGUCCUGGUCUCGCUGUUUUAAAAGGUGCUGUAAUUUUUGGACAUCGCCCGAGUACAAUUUCAGAGAGAAUUUGCAAGUAUACGUAUGGAGUAAACACUACUCAUGAAACUACAAAAUGGUGCAUCCAUCCUAGUACAGAGACGAGCGAAAGUGAUGGAAGAAAGCGUUGCAGGAACGUAUUUGACAAACAUGUAACGAUUGGACAGAGCGUGAAACUAGAAGAAGAACAAGAGGAAAGCAUAUCAAAUCCUGUUUCAGAUACCCAAACGGGAAUUUGGAAGAUGAUUUAUGCGUCAACAUCACCAAAUCCUUACCUUGUUACAGAACCGGGAUGCAUAAAGAUCGGCGAAUUUGAGAUACCAAUACCUGAUACUACACUUGGAAGAGACAGAAAAUUCGGGACGAGGUUUAUAUUUGGUGGUACAGAAAUAGCUGUAAAAGUUGAAGAUAAAGCAAUAGGAGAGAUUCACAUUUAUUCUAUAGACUUCUUGGAAUGAAGCUUAUGUCUGAUUUAUUUGAUUGGUGAUGCAUUAUAAGACAUAUUUAUAGACAAAAUGCAGAUCAUUACGCUUCUGUGUUGACAAGUAAAUAGAGUUAAUAUUCUUAAACGGUAGAGAAUGAGAAUUUCUUUGUUUAAAUUUUUGCUUGUGGUCAGGCGCUAAUAUACAGUAACUGUACAGAUACAAGUUUUAUAUAUUCAUAAAAAGUGUUAUUAUAAUAAACCCAUGUAUAUACUUACUCAUCGGUCACUAAAGAUACACAGAUUUGCUAGACAUAUGUUUAUUGCUACUUUCGUUAACAAAAUGAAUGCAAGACAUUUGGAAAAAGUCUCCGUUUAGCAUGACGUUUUAAAAAAAGAAAGUUGUAAUAACUAUUUAAAUUUUAAAACAAAACAAAAAUUCAUCAUGUUUAAAAGCUUUAUAUAAGGUACCUCAUUAAACCAAAAUUGGUUAUAUUUUGACCAUUUAAGGUAAUAUCCAACCAGUUUGUUUGACAUACUCGUAUAUGAUAAAAUGAUACGAAUUAUUUUUAGUUUUACACAAAUAAUGCCUUUCCAAUAUAAUCUUUCUUUUGUCUUACAGGGAAACAACAACAUGUCAUGAAGAAGUUUUCAUAGAUUCAGAUCAACGUUUCAUGUAUAAUUUAAAUACAUCUUAAAUAUUCCAUAUAUGAAGCAUGUCUCAGGCAUUGAUGAUAAUAUUCAAAACAUUAUUUUUAUAUAUCAUUAUAAAGUUUUGAGAGAAAAUCAGUAUAUCGAGGGCUGAGCGCGAAACUAUUGUAUCUUGUUCUUUCUCUUAUAUGAGUUACAAUAGUUUCGCGCUCAGCCCACGAUAUGAUUAUACUCAGUUACGCAUUUUUAAAUGAUAAUAGUCUGAUUUUCAGCAGUUUCAGGUAUUGAGAAGGUAGCUUGUUAUAGUAAUGAAUUUCCGUAUCAACGCAGUAACACAAAUAAUUUAAAGUGUUCGGAGAAAAAUUGGAGCUCGUGUGCAUACAAAGUGCAGUAAAUAUCGUGUAAACAAAAUGGUUUUUACGGGACAAUUUACAUGUUAAUGCUGUUCAUAUACAGAAAACAUUUUUCAAGGAAAAAUGUAGUUUGUGCUUGAUACCUGACAUGAAUAUCAAUAUCCUAAGAUUAUAAGAGGGACAUGCAUCUUUGAUUUAUAUGUUCUGUUUUCGAAAUGUAAAACCAAAUAAAACCGAUUUUACAGGGAGUUCUAGACAGCAUAUAUUUGACGAAACACUCGUAUAGUCUUUUAAAUAUGAAUAGGUUUCUACUUGUGUAAAGGCAUUUUGAUUUAACGACAUUUUAUAGACGGAAAUAUCUGUUUUAAGAAAUGUACUAUGCUUGCCACUGAGUAGGAUUUUCAUUUCUGAUCACAUUUUAAAAAAUGAUCGUUUGUACUGAUGCCUUUAAACUCAAUCACGUAAAUGCAAAUUCACAGUCAUAGAAUAAUAAAAAUAGAGAGUCACUUAGAGAUAACUCAGCUGUUAUAAAUCUAUAGAAAAAUUUGUUUCCUUAAAUCAGAAUUAGAUGUUACGUAUUAAUUGUUGGUUAAUUGUUCACACAGUACUUUUGCUUCGGGUAAAAUAUAUGAUGCUCUGAUAUCAUAAACAUUCUCACUGGUAUACAUUAUUAUUAAUCAAUAUUAUUGUAAACUUAACUUCUGGAUUACGGUUAAAUAUUGCAGUGUCUGAUGAAAACCCCAUAGCAGAAGUAUAAAAUUAUUGGGAUUCUAUUUGGGAUGUUUAUUGACAUGGCAUUGGAACAACAAUUAUUUUCCUGGUCGGAAGUCAAGGUCACAGUUAUAGAUUCAUAUCAGAUAUUAGUAAGAAUAUAAUAGUCAACUGAGGUUUCCUUAAACUGUAUGAUUACAAUUAUAUCAUAAGUUGUAUAACCUUUUCUUCAUCGUAUUGAUGCGAGCCUUUCAUCUGGUAUACAAAUUAUUGGCCGAAUAUCGUAUAAAUCUAUCUUAUAUAUAUUGAUCAUUCAUUGAUUUUGUCAGUUUUCUAAUCAUAAAAUCUUAAUAAUUGUCUGAACACAUAUUAAGAAGAAUAACAUCAUAGCUGACGUGCAAAAAUGUCGCAGAAAGAACGUUGUACUAAAGAUAUUUUAUCUUUUAUAAUUAGUUUUAUAGAAACUCGCAUAAAUAAAAGUUAUCAAUUAAAUAUUCUUAUGACCUUAUCUAACUUUAAAUUAUCCAAAACUUUGAACUGGACAAAGAGUAGGGUUGUGUCCGAUAAAUUGUUGCAAGCUUUUAAGUCUGUCCAUCUCGGAAUAAUUAAGACUGAAUACAUAACCAGCAACCAGAAACUAAACGUAGAAACGUGUCAAUAAUGUCUCUGUAAAAGAGUAAAUUCGCGCAUAAACCGACUGGUUCGAGGUAAGUUGUUGAUUAAGACUAGGGUGUAAAUUAUAGCAAUUACUCUUUUAAUGUACAUGUAUUCAUACUUGAUUUUUCUACAUGUUUGGUAUUGGUGUUAAAAUUGACGAUGGUAUUGUAUGUGUUUAUCAUAUGAUGAUGAUAUUGUGUUAUUAGCAGACAAUUAGAAAAAUCUUCAACUGCUGUGAAAUGUACUGAAUGAAUGAAUGAUUGAAUAAAUAAAUGAAUGUUUAAGGAAAUGGUAUGAUUAUCAAUAUAAGUAAAAGCA
Molecule: messenger RNA, 4897 nt
Organism: Mercenaria mercenaria
Lineage: Eukaryota; Metazoa; Mollusca; Bivalvia; Venerida; Veneridae
Product: heat shock 70 kDa protein 12B-like
Exons: 6
Coding region: 784-2244 (486 amino acids)
Molecular function (GO): ATP binding; ATP-dependent protein folding chaperone
Source: RefSeq, a predicted model, not a curated record